GAGCCCCGGGAGUAUUCAAGUCGCCCGGGGUCAGACAGCAGUCCUGCCCUGCACUUUCACCACCAGCGCCGCCCUCAUUAACCUCAACGUCAUUUGGAUGGUCAUUCCUCUCUCCAAUGCAAACCAGCCUGAGCAGGUCAUUCUCUAUCAAGGUGGACAGAUAUUUGAUGGUGCCCCCCGGUUCCAUGGCCGUGUAGGAUUUACAGGCACCAUGCCAGCCACCAAUGUCUCCAUCUUCAUUAACAACACUCAGCUGUCAGAUACAGGCACCUACCAGUGUUUGGUUAACAACCUUCCAGAUAGAGGUGGCAGGAAUAUUGGGGUCACUGGUCUCACAGUUUUAGUUCCCCCUUCUGCCCCACACUGCCAAAUCCAAGGGUCACAGGAUAUCGGCAGCGAUGUCAUCCUGCUCUGUAGCUCAGAGGAAGGCAUUCCUCGACCAACUUACCUUUGGGAGAAGUUAGACAAUACCCUCAAACUACCUCCAACAGCCACGCAGGACCAGGUCCAGGGAACAGUCACUAUCCGGAACAUCAGCGCCCUGUCGUCAGGCUUGUACCAGUGUGUGGCUUCUAACGCCAUUGGGACCAGCACCUGUCUUUUGGAUCUCCAGGUCAUUUCUCCCCAGCCCAGGAGCAUUGGACUAAUAGCUGGAGCCAUUGGCACUGGUGCAGUUAUUAUCAUUUUUUGCAUUGCACUAAUUUUAGGGGCAUUCUUUUACUGGAGAAGCAAAAAUAAAGAGGAGGAGGAAGAAGAAAUUCCUAAUGAAAUAAGAGAGGAUGAUCUUCCACCCAAAUGUUCUUCUUCUGCCAAAGCAUUUCACACGGAGAUAUCCUCCUCGGAGAACAACACACUGACCUCUUCCAAUACCUACAACAGCCGCUACUGGAGCAGCAACCCCAAAGUGCACAGAAACACGGAGUCGUUCGGCCACUUCGGUGACUUGCGCCAGUCCUUUUCCCUCCACUCGGGCAACGCCAGCGUGCCAGCCAUCUAUGCCAACGGCAGCCAUCUGGCCCCAGCCCCACAUAAGACUCUGGUAGUGACAGCCAACAGAGGGUCGUCACCGCAGGCCGCAUCCAGGAGCAACGGUUCCGUAGGCAGGAAGGCCCGGCCUCCGCCUGUACCGUCACUGCACACACACUCCUACACCGUCAGCCAAGCCGCCCUGGAGCGCAUCGGCGCUGUGCCUGUCAUGGUGCCAGCCCAGAGUCGGGCCGGGUCCCUGGUAUAG
Budorcas taxicolor (takin) is the source of this 1234-nucleotide messenger RNA. It is a transcript of the gene IGSF11, whose product is annotated as immunoglobulin superfamily member 11. Gene Ontology annotation, biological process: homophilic cell-cell adhesion. Gene Ontology annotation, cellular component: cell-cell junction. The transcript has 6 exons. The record is from RefSeq and is a predicted model, not a curated record. Lineage: Eukaryota; Metazoa; Chordata; Mammalia; Artiodactyla; Bovidae. Bases 98 to 1234 code for a protein of 378 amino acids. Gene Ontology annotation, molecular function: ionotropic glutamate receptor binding.